CGCUCGGUGUUCGCGACGUACCUCCGCAACCAAGACGGCGACUCGCCACUCAGUCAAACGCUAACCGUUCGCGACAACGGAAGCGAAACUCGAAACUCUUCGACGCUUACACACCACGCUGGAACUAAACCUAACAGUUUCAUAACAGUGUUUUCUCAUACUCGCAGCCCGGUUGCAAUCUGGUAACAGACUUUUAAUGACCGUUUUCGAAAUUAAACAUUUGUAAAUUUCGCGAGUAAACCGCUUGUGUGCGUGCAUUCCGGUGUUUUGCAUCGAGCGAUCUUCGAUACUCCAAUGUCGGUUUGUUCACCAAAACAAGCACGGCGCGUUCAAGUGCGAUAAGAAGUUUUGUUUAUGUGCAAUUCUCAAGGAAACCACAAAAUUAUCUCGCCCCGUGUGUUGACUAUUCUCUGGCGCAAUAAAAGUGUGAAAUUUAUUUGCCUGCUAGAUUUUAGCAUAAUCCGCCAACUGAUUUGAAUUAAAAAUUGCACGCAAGGAGGUACGGAAUUUGUCCGAAGCUUGGCUCGUCCACGAUCUAUUGUAUCCAACAUCCCACAACGCGCGAUGAAUCUUUGUUACAUCAUAAUAAGUUUUUGAUGGAAAACCAAAAAUGAUGUUUCACAACGCUACGGUAUCCUCUCGCAGCAGCUCUAGUAAGAGCGGCGGAAACUCCUGCAGUCGUAAUUCAUCGAUGCCCUCGCUGCGAAUGCGUAGCCCGCUGUCGCCGAAGACGUCCUAUAAUCCGCUCUUCCGGCAUUCGGACAUCACAAGUUUUGACGCGUCACACUUCAUCUUCAAUGAAAAACGACGUGACAAGCGUGAGCGCAAAUGUGCAGUCCUACGACGCUACAAUUCGCACGAUUCUUCGCAAUAUGUGGAUUCUUCCAAUGACAACACUCCCGACAGUACUAAGAGUCGCGAGACUCACAGCCGGACAACACCAGAAAUGAGUCCUGAAUCUACCGGAGAGCGAAAACGAAAUCAUGAGGAACUCGAUGCUAGAGAUUUUCUCGAAAGAUACUCUCUUCCUAGGGUGGUGCGGGUUGACGGAGGUGAAGCUUUGUUGCUUUAUCGAUGUUUCGAUAGUUUUACGAAAAUAGAAGCGAAAAGCGUACCAACUAAACGCGCCAAAGACAAAUCAUCAGAGGGAAGCGUUCUGCAUUUCCCAGAGGGAUAUAAUGGAUGGUUUUCGUUAAUUAACGAAAAAGGUGAAAGAUGUGCAGUAGCAUACACGUCGGUGCUGCAACUAGUUCGAGAGCAAGUGUGCUCUUUUAUUAGCAUUCAACCGUUUAUUGCAUACGCUGGUCAUCACCCUGACCCCUCCGAAUCGAUCCCCAGCAGCAAAUUUCAAUACCUUAAGACCCAAGUCAAACCCGGCCAGUUGUUCCAACUUCGAGCCGUCUUCCAACAUCGUGAUCAGGAUAAUGGCAGGCAGUCGACCAAAUCAUCUCGGGUAUCCAAAUCGGCACGCGAUAAGGACUUGGCCAACAGAUAUGCUCAACUAAUAAGUCAAACAAAUCAAGAAUUUUAUGUUCCUCUUACCACGAAAGGUGAAUUCUACGAGAUUCAUAGUUCAGUCAAAGCAAAACUCUGUUUUCCGGGCAUGCUCGACAAGACCGGCCCUCUGGCGUUGGACAAAGAUUGCCUGUACAAAAUUCCACAUCUCCUGCGAAGGGUGGCAUUGCCAAUCAAGGUUAAACUAAUGGUUGGCCCUUUACCACACGGUGUACCCAAGGAUUUCCCAGAUACUUAUAUAUUGGAACGAAAGUUUCAAGAACCGUUGCUGGUGACUUGUACACUGCCUGCUCCAUCAGAAACCUCGCGGAACGAAAUCAGCUGCAUCAACCUUAACUCGGAUGUUAAAAUAUCGCGCUGUAUGCUGGGCUUCGACUCGGAAAAUCGCCUCUUCAAAUCCCAAAGAUUACAAACUGCCCUCGCCUUUUGUCAUACUAAUGUAGAAAAUUGGUACCGCGAAGUCCGACUUGCUCCCAAUUUAAACUCAAGUUGCUCUGAAUGUUCAGCUCAUGGAAAAUCAUGCAAAGCAAACUGCCACAACAAAACCGAGAGCAAUAAGCAUAAGUCAGAUGACUCCAGUAUACACGAAAAGCAAUUGAUAACGAAGGAAGUUUUGGAAAAGUUUCCAAAACCGAAAAAGUGGUAUAAGCACUUUAAAAUUCUUAGUAUAGGCGGAACGGACAACUCGGAAGAAAUGGAGAAAAUCAAAAGCAUUGAUAGAUAUAAAGACAUGUCGAAAUUGAUUGAAGAAAAGUUUGGUAGAAAGAGUCACAAUCCUGUUAAAAAGUCCGCGAGUUUUAUGUUUUCCUCAAAACGAAUAGACUUAGCAGAAACUCCAACUCAAAUUACUAAUAAUGCAGCGUUGCUAAAGUGUCAAAGUUUAGACACACAAUUGUUUGUUGUUGAAGAGAAGGAACCUCACAGGACGAACAGUACCGAAUGGAAGAACUCGAAAUCAAGUCUAUCAGAUAAUUUAAGUUAUGAUUUUCAAAUGUGCAUUUUGGAUAACGAUGAUAGUUUAGUGGAAACAAGAAAUAUGAAUGUUCAACGAGCAGAACCGCAAGUGCCAACAUCAACAGAUAACUUGGAUGAAAUCAAACUUGCCGAGGAUAAACCCCAUUCCAAACCGAAGAAAAGCAAACCCGAUCUAAUACCCACCUUAGGUAAGGAGGACACUUCUUAUAUCACCGAUAGACUUUGUUCCGAAUUUCAUGUGAAGACCAAAGUGCAAAAAAGAAGUGUCAGCAAACAUUCGAUGCUUUCUAGUAAUUUCGAAAAAAACCGAAAUGUGCGACAAUCAGAUUCGCCAAGUAUUCCACUUGAUGUAGAAAUUGAGAAAAAAUCUAACGUUAAGUCGGUUAUUGUGCAAAUACACGAAACCAAAUUUGCUAAAAGCAGCGUACGCGGUAAGCUGAUUGAGGAAGACAUCCCGUAUUGUCAAGUUGCGGAUGAAGUCAGCUUGAAACCCAGUGGCAGGCGGAGAACGUCGAAUGAGAAUAUUUACGCGGAAAUCUGCGAUGGCACCAGGUGCAGGUGUGAGACGAAUUCGAUGUGCAAAUGUGCGAACAGAAAGAAGAGUCAUUCAGAAUAUUGCUACGUGAAGCUAGGCUCUAACGGCGAAAGCGUCACUUCUGACUCCGAUGAGGCAAUUUAUAAUACAUUAAGAUAAUAGUUCUUAAGACCUAUUUGUAAAAAUUGUUUAUAGAUACACACGCAUUUAUAUAUUUUGAUAUGUUUAUGAAGCAUUAUUAAGUUAAACAAGAAUUCUUGAUGUGAUUAAUUAUAAAUUGAGAGUAGUUUUUUUAAAAUUUGUACAUGUAUUUUAAAAGAACAUUUUAUCAAAA
Messenger RNA from Dalotia coriaria, 3359 nucleotides. RefSeq lists its product as uncharacterized. The transcript is spliced from 8 exons. The coding region runs from base 611 to 3184 and encodes 857 amino acids. NCBI's taxonomy places the organism in Eukaryota, Metazoa, Arthropoda, Insecta, Coleoptera, Staphylinidae. The record is from RefSeq and is a predicted model, not a curated record.